Molecule: messenger RNA, 495 nt
Organism: Ilex paraguariensis (yerba mate)
Lineage: Eukaryota; Viridiplantae; Streptophyta; Magnoliopsida; Aquifoliales; Aquifoliaceae
Source: the annotation of a GenBank genome assembly
AUGGUAGAAGGAAAGGCAUUGGCAGGCUGUUUACCAUUUGUCGCUGUAUUAAUUGUUGGAAAUAUACUCUGGUACAUUGACAUGGCAGAAUCCAUGUGCCAGAAAUGUGUUUUGGAAGCGUUUCUGUUGGAUCUGGCAAAGUGGGGAGAUGUAUCACUUGAAGUCAUUGUUUCAUUUGACGAUGAGAUGGAUAGCAUCAGAAGUCUAGUUAGUUUUGCCACUUUUGACCCGAAAGUGAAGGGUGGGUUAAGAUGGCGCUUUGGGAAGGAGUCUUCUGGAGACCGCUACACUGUUGUUGGGGUUUGGCAUAUAAAAGCUAAAGCAUAUAGAGGUUCAUCAAUUAGGCUUAAGAUCCGAGAUGCAGAUAGAUUUGACUUCCUGUCUUCAGCUGGUGAAGUUACAUGCGAGGUCACUGUGAAAAUGACUUCAAUAGUAUCACACUUGCUGGUCAAUUUUUGUGUGGUAGUUGAUUCUGUAAUCUGCUUGUGUAGAUGA